Molecule: messenger RNA, 2548 nt
Organism: Sebastes umbrosus (honeycomb rockfish)
Lineage: Eukaryota; Metazoa; Chordata; Actinopteri; Perciformes; Sebastidae
Gene: nr2e1
Product: nuclear receptor subfamily 2, group E, member 1
Exons: 9
Coding region: 499-1692 (397 amino acids)
Biological process (GO): negative regulation of transcription by RNA polymerase II; cell differentiation; anatomical structure development
Molecular function (GO): nuclear receptor activity; RNA polymerase II cis-regulatory region sequence-specific DNA binding; zinc ion binding
Source: RefSeq, a predicted model, not a curated record
UAUUACCAAGGCUUUAUUUGAGGAACCCUGCAGCACAAAGUCACAUCGUGUUGCAGGUUUUAACGAGCUUUUUUUCACCUGUCAGAAUACAACAAAUUUGAUUUUGUUUUCUGUUUUUCUGCACUUGGCACCAGUCGGAUGCGCUCCAGGCUGCGUUUUUACCAACUCCAACUUUACGCACCGGUUGUUGCUCCCGGAGCUGGAGAGCUGCUGCUGCCGGUAACCGGUCGCUGCGAUCUGGUUCUCCUCUCUUACAAGGACCCGGACACAUCGGAGCCGAACAUCAUCUGACACAAUGAACAACCGAGUGUCUUAAUCUGGAGAUCUACUCUGUCAAGUUUCGGGACUCUCCGAUCUCAUCAUAAAAGACUUCAAGGAAAAAAAGUGCUGCAGGUUUCACCAAUUUGUUGUUUUUUUUCAGCGAGAACCAGAAGAGAAAAAGGACUUUUUUUUUUUUAAUUAUUCUCAACUUUAUUAUUAUCAUUAAGUCGAGUGUCCAUGAUGAGCAAACCCGCCGGCUCAACAAGUGGCUGUCUGGAUAUUCUGAAUGUCAAAUCAAGUCGGAUUCUGGACAUCCCGUGCAAAGUGUGCGGUGACCGCAGCUCUGGGAAACACUACGGUGUUUACGCCUGCGACGGCUGCUCGGGAUUCUUCAAGAGGAGCAUCCGCAGAAACAGGACGUACGUCUGUAAAUCUGGCUCUCAGGGUGGCUGUCCUGUAGACAAAACUCACAGAAACCAGUGCCGAGCGUGCCGAUUGAAAAAGUGUCUAGAAGUGAACAUGAAUAAAGACGCCGUUCAACACGAGAGGGGGCCUCGGACGUCCACCAUCCGCAAACAGGUCGCCCUGUAUUUCAGGGGCCACAAAGAGGUGAACGGAUCAUCGACCCAUUUCCCAGGAUCCUCUCUGCCCGGCCCUCCCUUCUUCACCACUGUCACGCAGCUGGAGCCUCACAACCUGGAGAUGAGCGGAGUGGCCACCACGCCGGAGAGACAGGCCAUGGUGGGGCUGGCACAACCCACUCCCAAGUAUCCCCAUGAAGUCAGUGGCACCCCCAUGUACCUCUACGAGGUGGCGACGGAGUCUGUGUGCGAGUCAGCAGCGCGCCUCCUUUUCAUGAGCAUCAAGUGGGCGAAGAGUGUUCCUGCAUUCUCCACUCUCCCUUUAUCUGACCAGCUGAUUCUGUUGGAGGACGCAUGGAGGGAAUUAUUUGUUCUGGGCAUCGCGCAGUGGGCCAUUCCUGUGGACUCCACCACUCUGCUGGCUGUUUCUGGAAUGAACACUGAAAACACGGAGUCUCAGCGGAUGAAUAAGAUCAUAUCUGAGAUACAAGCACUUCAGGAGGUGGUCACCAGAUUCAGACAGAUGCGUCUCGACGCAACAGAGUUCGCCUGUUUGAAAUGUAUCGUGACAUUUAAAGCCGUUCCAACGCAUGGCAACACAGAGUUAAGAAGUUUCCGCAACGCCAGCGCCAUCGCUGCACUACAAGACGAGGCACAGCUCACUCUCAACAGCUACAUUCACACCAGGUACCCGACUCAGCCGUGUCGCUUCGGGAAGCUGCUGCUGCUCCUGCCGGCGCUGCGCUCUGUGGGCCCGUCCACCAUAGAGGAGGUGUUCUUCAAGAAGACCAUCGGCAACGUGCCCAUCACCAGGCUCCUCUCAGACAUGUACAAGUCCAGCGAUAUAUGAAUUCUCUCCAUCUGGGAAAAAAGACUUGAGCUGAGGGCCCAGAGAGCAAGAGAGAGAGAGAGAGAGACCCACCCAGCAGCCGACAGAAUGUCAAAUCAUAGCAGCAGGUGUAACUGUGGGCUUCAAUUAUUGCUGAGCACAACAAUCUCUUAAAAAUAGGCCAAUAGGCUCCUUCGAAACAGACUGCAACACAUCCGGAAUUCACCAAGUAGCCUGUUAACAGUCGCUCUAUAGUUAAGGAUUAGCCUGUAACUUUCAUUCUAGUGUGAUAUACUGCAGUCUCUGGUGGCCACAGGCACUGUUUCAAUAUCGCCUAUAAAGACUCUGGAGAGCACCUGCCUGACAAAGAAAUGUUAUAUAUUAAGAGUGUCUGUGAGACCAAUGAGCUUGACGACCAAUUCAGUCUUUUUAUUGCUGUGAUCAAUCCCAAUGGAGGAAACCAAAAAAACAAAAGAAAAAAAAAGAUGACGCAUGCGUAAUGGAGUGGAUGUGAAUCACUGUCCCUCGAUCCGGUGCUGAAACCAAACGCACAGGGCGACGAAGAAGAAGAGGUGACAACACUAUGAAGAACUAUAGGGGAGAAAAAGACUUUUAUGCCUCCUGACUGUAAAACUACAUUCAUCUGAAGAUGGUGUUUGUAUUUAAGUGGUUUACUGUCCUGUUUGUGUCGGUGUGUCCUGUUUGAGGCUGUUUUAGGUCGAUUUUGUGAAGUUAAUAGGCACUAACACUGGAUAAAAAUAAUAUUCAGCACUUGGAAAAUGUUGUUGUGGCCUGUGAUGUUUUUAUUCUGCUGUAAAUAUUUGGAGUUAUGACUAUUUAGAGUUGUAACCGAGAGAAUAAAAGACACUGAAUUAAA